GAACAUUUGAAUAUUAAUAUUACAAAGAAGAUUCAAAUCUUUCAAAAGACUCCUGCCGAUCAAAGGUCAAUAAUGGUAGUUAAACAUUAACGGGUAUGGUGGUUUCUGGUCUCCCGUUCUUAUCUCAAACAUAUUACUGUUAUCAAACUGUUUUUCACGCAGACGUCAACUUUGAAUAAAUUUUACAUUUAUAGAAACGUUAAAUUUAUCAGACUCACCUCUCGAAUUAAAUGCCACCAUGAAACUGGUGAAAUUUUUUAAUCGUUUUCACCUUUUUUCGCGGGAAACCUUUCAAGUCCGCCGACGCUUUCUUCAAUUCUGUCCCCCCCAUACGCCUCUCGUUUUCAAGCUCUUUGUAUUUUAAUCAGAAACCCCAUUUGAAUUGACCAAUUUUUAGUUAAAUUAAUAUAUAGAAAUAGAAACGUAAUCGAGAUAAAUCGGAUUUUAAAUAAUUUCUUUGAUAGUUGGAGUAGGUGGGUUCGAUUCGUUUUGGGGCAACUUCAUCAAAUUUCGAUUAAAGAUGGAGUUGCAUCACAAAUCGUUCAUUGUUUUAGGUGGGGCUUCCUUGAGAAUAUUAUAUCUCUUGGAAUUUAGCGAAAAACCCACGGAUUUUGAGAUCUUUAUAGUUCGAAUUUCGCAGAUAAGAGAUCAUAAUCAUAAUCAUCAAGGUGUUGAAACGAAGAAUGUUUUGGUGGGAAUUCGAUUUGAUGAAUGUGGUAGAGAGCUUCUUGAUUGGGCUAUGGUGAAAGUUGCAGAUGCAGGUGAUCGUGUAAUCGCCAUUAACGUUUGUCAUAAUUCAGACUCUGUAUCAAAGUACAAGAGUUUGUUGGAUGAUUAUUUGGCCGAUUAUGAAGGCCUUUGUGACCAAAAACAGGUUGACCUUACAGGUCAAGUAGUGAGAGGGAAUUCAAUACGGAAAGUUUUGGUUAAAGAAGCGAAGUUUUAUUCUGCAGCCGCUGUUAUUGUUGGGGUUAGCAAGAUCAGGGCUUUCGGGUGUUGGCUUUCAAUUGCUAAAUAUUGUGCAAAGAAACUACCUUUAGCAACUGAAGUUUUGGCUCUCCAUAAUGGGAAAGUUGUUUUCAAGAGGUUUUCCAAUGGCCAACUUUCAGGGUCAAUGCGAGAUCCGAGGCCAAGUUUCUACUUAAUCGGCAACUCCAAUUUGAAAGACACCCAGUCGGAGUUUUGCUACUCCGAGGCCUCUGAAAUGGGAAGACACAGUUCCGAAGAGAUCAAAAGCCUAAAAGAUGAAGAAUUAGACCCUUUCGAACUGCGGAAGAAAGCUCUGAGCUCUGUUUCUGUCGUGAUCGAGGAUUUUGCCCAUCAAAGACCCGGAUGGCCUCUUCUCCGAGCAAACACCGUGUUAACGCCGUCGGCAAUGGAGGCUAGAAAAAUGUCGGUGGUGAAGUGGGUGAUGAACUUGCCGAACAGGUCGACGCCGGGGACUCCAAGAACGCCGUCGUCGAAUAGUGAAAUUAGCCCUAAAAGCAUGGCGUCGGAUUCUAGGUCGGAAUCUAGUUUGUUCACAAACACGAGCAAUGAGAGUGGAACUCCGAUCGAUAAAAGCCAUGAGUUGCCGGAAAUUUUGAAUCUUUUACUCAAAACUAAUCCGUCUCGAUGCCAAUGGUUUGGAUUUGAUCUACUUAGAGCCUCAACAUCUAACUUUGCGUCAGAGAAUUUGAUCGGGAAAGGUGGUUGUCAUCGUGUAUAUAAAGGGAUGUUUCCUGAUGGAAAAAUGGUGGCUGUGAAGAUCAGAAGAUCAUCAAGAGAAGCAUGGAAAGAUUAUAUUCUGGAAAUCGACAUUAUGACUUCGCUAAAUCAUGAAAACAUCACACCUCUUUUAGGGGUAUGCGUGGAAGAAGAUAACUUGAUUUCUGUUUAUGAUCUCGUGCCUAGAGGAAAUUUAGAGGACAAUAUACAUGGUGCCACGAAGGACAAAUCGAUUUUAUCAUGGGAAAUAAGAUUGAAUAUAGCCAUUAAAGUUGCUGAAGCUUUAAACUAUUUGCAUAAAGAAUGUCCUCGGCCUGUCAUUCAUCGUGACAUCAAGUCUUCCAACAUUCUUCUCUCAGAGGAAUUCGAGCCUCAGUUAUCGGAUUUUGGGCUUGCGAUAUGGGGACCCACAAGUUUACCAUUCCUAAGUCAUAGUGAUGUGGUUGGAACAUUUGGAUAUCUUGCUCCCGAGUACUUUAUGUAUGGGAAAGUUAGUGAAAAAAUUGAUGUUUACUCUUUCGGUGUUGUUCUCUUGGAGCUUUUGACCAGAAAAAGACCGAUCAAUUCAGAUCCCGUUAAAGGCGAAGAUAGUUUGGUCAUGUGGGCAAAACCGAAGCUAGAAAAGGGAGAUUUAGCAAGCAUAUUAGAUGUCGAUUUGGACAAAGAAGUCAACAAAAAUCAAAUAGUUCGAAUGGCUCUAGCUGCAACACUUUGUCUCACAAGAUCAGCUAGAAGGCGUCCCACAAUGAACGAGGUCUUAAACAUUUUAAGAGGGGAGCAUGAUUUGGACAAGAAGUCAAAUCAAAAUGAUUUGGAAUUGUUGUGUACUAAUGAAGAUCAUGACGAUGAUGAUGAUGAUGAUGAAGUUUAUCCGGAAUCAAAUGCGGAGUCUCAUUUGAGUCUUGCGUUUCUUGAUGUUGAUGAUAAGUCAACAUCAUUUGGUAGUGUGGAUGUAAAUCAACACACGCGGCAUACAUUAGAAGGAUACUUGAGGGGAAGGUGGAGCCCGUCUUCGAGCAUGGAUUAGGUUUGUUUUUGUGUGGUGUGGGGAAAAUUCUUCGGGUUUUUUUGUGAAGAAUGUAGAUAGUUUUGUAUAGCUUAAGAAUGUAUACGAAGGGGAAAAAAGAAUGUGCACCCGAUGAUGAGGUGUUGUGUGUUUUAACGAAUCGAGAUGUAAACGUGAGAGAUUUUCUAGUGAAUUGAGAUUUGUGGUUUUCAUUCAAAUUUGUCUCGAUAGUGUGUUUUAACUUUUGUUACACAAGACAAAAGUCGCACAAUAUAUAUUACGCUUAGCAUG
Messenger RNA from Lactuca saligna, 3004 nucleotides. Lineage: Eukaryota; Viridiplantae; Streptophyta; Magnoliopsida; Asterales; Asteraceae. The record is from the annotation of a GenBank genome assembly.